ACGUACGACGUCAGAAGCAUACAACUUACAACACAAGGAUUCAAAAGCGUGCUAAACCUCCCAAGAAACUUUAUUUAUUUACAAAGUAACUUUUUAAUGGAACUGAAGAUACAUAGUGGAAACUUCUGUGGAGAAAUUUGAGCCCAUAUAUUGACAGUCAACCCAAUGUUUGAGUGGUAAAGCAGUGAUGUAGACAUUUACUGCAUGCACUGCAAAGGCGGUGGUGGUGGUCGCCAUUUUGUGAUUUUGUAUUGAAUGUUGGUGGGGUACUCGCGCAUGGAUUGAGCAUCUUUGGAUAGAUAUACUGCUGGAGAUACAUGCUAAGCACAACUGAAGAUGACGUCGUAUCUGUAUAUUGGACUGCUUCACCUUGGGGUGACCCUUGUCAUGCUUGUGGUACAUUUAGUUGAUGGUUUACCAACAUGUACUGACGAUGAUGGAAAGCCCCAAUUUUUUGACGGUACCCAGUGCAAAACAUGUCCGUCAUGCAGCAGUGGCUAUGGUCUUUCAGAGAUAUGUGGCAAAGGUCAGGGUUUGACUGCAGUCUGUAGGGUCUGUUCAGAUGGCCGCUUCUCUGAUGAUGAUUCUAUGGAGAUGUGUAGAUCAUGUCGCAUCUGCUCCAACACAAUGGAGGAUGCUGUACCUUGUACAGCAACAACGGACCGCAAGUGUGGCCAGUGCAAGUGUGGCUAUUUUCGUUACAAAGAGCGAGAUGAUCAUUGUGCAAAAUGUGCCGAAGAGAACAGCAGAGAUCUCUAUGAAGAAUGCUCGCUCCUAUGUCCAAGUCCUACUCCAUCUUUUCAAGAACCACCAGUCAUUGAUGUCACUACUGAAGAACCUAUUACAACUUCGACGACAUCUUUGGAUCCACUGGUCAUAGUUGGGAUUGUUGUGCUGUUAAUCUUUCUAUUAGUCAUCGCAGUGGUUGCUCUGGUCUUGUGUUUACCCCAAAAAAGUGUGCGCCGGUGUUUUGAUUUCUGUGGGCAUCGAUACAAGCCUGUUCCAAAUAAGAAGAACGAUUGUAAUAGCUGCCCAAACGAGGAAGCCAAGCUGACACCUAUAUGCGAUCCUGAAGUUACAAUAGAGAUAAAUCCACCAGAAGAUGAAGUGAAUGAUUCUAAUGGCACCUCAACGGAGGAAGAAUCUGACAACACUGACACACCUCCAGGGGAUAAACCUUGUGAAGUUACAAUAACAGAUCAACUUGAAUAUGAGGUACAUGAGGAACCUCCGCAGAAUGGAUCUGGCAGCACUAACACAACAGAAAACCCUCCAAUAAGAUGUCAUGGGGAGGUUGAAAUUGACCCCUCAAAAGUGGACGUCGCGCGACAGGGAGCCACACCCUUUGUGGACCAGGAAGGGGAGUUAUUACCAACCCAAGAGAGCCAAGAAGGUCUUGCAACUGCGUCAGGCAGUAUAGACUCUAGUGAAGGUCAUGGAAACUCUGAGGGAGACUCCAACAGUCAUGUUGACUCCCACUCACAGGGAUCAAGACAGGAAGGGGAGUUAUUACCAACCCAAGAGAGCCAAGAAGGUCUUGCAACUGCGUCAGGCAGUAUAGACUCUAGUGAAGGUCAUGGAAACUCUGAGGGAGACUCCAACAGUCAUGUUGACUCCCACUCACAGGGAUCAAGACAUUCUGACCCUCAGAUAGCUGAAUUUCAGGAUGCUGAAUUUGACAGUAAACUCAAACAGGCUCUCGUUGCGGCUAAAGCUACCUAUGUGGAUUCCAUGCACUGGAAAGUAAUGGCCUUUCUGAACAGCAUGUUGGAUGAAAAACCGGAGCAUAUGAAGACUUCUGACAAGUUUCACUACGGGAAGUUGGCUGAGCUUUUUCGCUUCAGCGAUGACGAAAUACGUCAAAUGAAAAAUGCUGAGGAUGUUUUGAUUUGGGUUGCUGCUACAAGAGAGAAACCGUUCACUGUUGCAGAUCUUCUUGACAGGCUUGCACAAAGCGGAAAGUGCUAUGAUGUUGUAAGGAAGCUUGUGAACCAAAUUGUCCCAGAUUUUGAAUUUGACGGAAAUCUUGAACAGGCUCGUUUUGCGACUGAAGAUAUCGAGUUGGCGUCCAUGCACCGAGAUGAUAUAGACUUGCUGAACCAUAAGUUGCAUGAAAGACCUGAGAUUGUGGAUAAUUCUAAGAGGUUUCACUAUGGCAAGAUGGCUGAGCUUUUUGGCUUCAGGGGUGAUGAAAUACGUCACAUGACAACUGCUGAGGAUGUUUUUGAUAAAGUUGCUGCUACAAGAAAGGCACAAUUCACCGUUGCAGAUCUUCUUGACAAGCUUGCACAAAGCGGAAAAUGCUAUGAUGUUGUUAGGGAGCUUGUGGACCAAAUUCUUAAAAGGCAAUUAGAAUAAAACUAAAUUAUACUUGAUGGGUUUAUAGUUUUUGUGUUAUAAAGCAGUUCUGGUACAAUUUGAUUGAAUCCAUGUCCAUCCUUUGAAAAUGUAUUCACUUUGUACAUUAAAAAUGUAUUCACUUUGUACGUUUUCUUAUGUGACCAUUGCUUAAAAAACCUUUCACUCUUUAAAGGGUCUGUAAAACUUUUUAAUGACUCUGAAAAUGAAAGUCAACCAAAACUGUUGUGGUAUGAGGUACAUUAGCGUUGAGUGGUUUAAUGCAUUUUGAGAAACAUUUCACUUCGAAGACGGUUACAGAAAAAAUGUAUGACCUUUUAUCCAACAAAAUAAGUGUUUAUUCCGAUCAGGGAUUGGACAUAUUCAAAAACGCGACCAAAUUUUUAUGGGUUAAUUUUAUUGUAUGUAUCUACAUUUAUAUAUGAUUGACAAAUGUGUUGGGUUUCGAAAACCAAACGUAUACAGGCUGGGUUCAGUUUCACAAAGAUGGUCCUACCUUGGGACUAGUACUAUGAGUAACUAAAAACCUAAGGCUUGUCCUAAUUUAGGACGAGUAACUCGAGGUAAGACUAGUCUUAACUCUUUGUUAAUAUCCACCCAAACAUAAUGCAUGUUUUAAUAGGAACAUGAGCU
This is a messenger RNA of Asterias rubens (European starfish), 2991 nucleotides long. RefSeq lists its product as uncharacterized. Gene Ontology annotation, cellular component: plasma membrane. Bases 337 to 2358 code for a protein of 673 amino acids. Gene Ontology annotation, biological process: positive regulation of JNK cascade; positive regulation of canonical NF-kappaB signal transduction. The transcript has 10 exons. The record is from RefSeq and is a predicted model, not a curated record. Gene Ontology annotation, molecular function: protein binding; signaling receptor activity. Lineage: Eukaryota; Metazoa; Echinodermata; Asteroidea; Forcipulatida; Asteriidae.